UGAAGGGGUGGGGCUCCGCCUGCAGGGGGCCAGCAUGGAAUUCUCCCUGGCAGAGCUCAGAGUGACACUGACGGGCAAUCGGCCGCGGCCAGAGCGGCAGGCAGCAUCCGGGGGGAACGGGGCCGGCCGGGGGGGCCCCAGGCGGGCUUCCUGGAGCCCCAGCUCCGCGGCCGCCUGCACCCUGACACAGGCCGGAUAAGAGCCAGGCUGCUUUAUCGGAGCCCGGCUGGCGGCCGCGCGCCGUCCCCACGGCGCCACGAGGAAGAUCGCGGGCAGGGGGUCCUCCGAGGCCAUCUUCCGAGCGGCCAGUCCCUACAGGCUGGUCUCUCGAGCCCCGCAGCCGAUGGGAGCCGACGCUCGCUUCAGCGAUAGAGAAAGCCGGGUUCCUUCCAGGAGGACGGCGUGACACGGCCCUGAAUGUCGAGACCUGCUCGAUGGCCCCUGACCUGCCGUUCAGCUUCAGGAGUUCCGGGCUUCACCCUUUGUCCAGGACCUUCAGAGAGAUUGUGAUAACAGCAGUUCUGAAGCUGAGAAGGGGUCGUCGUGAGGACAGCGUGUUCCUGUAGCAAAACCCUCCUCACCUCCUUGCCCCUCCUCCAAGUGCUACAGAGGAGCUUGUCAUUAGGGACAUUCAGAGACACAGCUUUGAAUCCUAACUGUCUCAAAGGGCUUCUACCUGCUUUGGCGUGGUGUGUUUGCGUUCUCUGGAUCAUAAAUCUACUAUGAGAAAACUUGAGGCUCAGAGUUUGUGACUUAUCCAAGUCACAUAGUUAGAAGGAGGCAAAGGCUGGACUUGAACAAGAUUUUUGACACCAAGACUUGUACUCAUCCUCCUCCAUGUGAAUGUGUGGCUCUGUAUCUCACAGAAAGUCCGUCCACAGGAACUCAGUGAGGUCUCGAAUGCCUGUGAAAUCCUGCAAGAUGUAUGGCACGCUGCGGAAGGGGUCUGUCUGCUCGGAUCCCAAGCCACAGCAAGUGAAGAAGAUCUUUGAAGCACUGAAGAGAGGCCUCAAGGAGUAUCUGUGCGUCCAGCAGGCCGAGCUGGAUUACCUGUCAGGACGCCACAAGGACACCCACAGGAAUUCCAGGCUGGCUUUCUAUUAUGACCUGGACAAGCAAACACGCUCUGUGGAAAGGCACAUUCGGAAGAUGGAGUUUCACAUCAGCAAGGUGGACGAGCUCUACGAAGGCUACUGCAUCCAGUGCCGCCUGCGAGACGGCGCCUCCAACAUGCAGCGGGCCUUCUCCCGGUGCCCGCCGAGCCGCGCCUCCCGAGAGAGCCUGCAAGAGCUGGGCCGCAGCCUGCAGGAGUGCACCGAGGACAUGUGGCUCAUCGAGGGGGCCCUGGAGGUUCACUUGGGCGAGUUCCACGUCAGGAUGAAAGGCUUGGUGGGCUACGCACGCCUCUGUCCGGGAGACCAGUAUGAGGUGCUCCUGCGCCUGGGCCGCCAGCGCUGGAAGCUGAGGGGCCGGAUCGAGUCUGACGACAGCCAGACCUGGGACGAGGAGGAGAAGGUCUUCAUCCCCACCCUGCACGAGAACUUGGAGAUCAAGGUGACAGAGCUUCGGGGCCUGAGCUCGCUGGCGGUGGGCACAGUGACCUGCGACAUCACCGACUUCUUCACAACCCGGCCGCAGGUCAUCGUGGUGGACAUCACAGAGCUGGGCACCAUCAAGCUGCAGCUGGAGGUGCUGUGGAACCCAUUUGAUACCGAGAGCUUCCUGGUGUCGCCCAGCCCCACGGGCAAGUUCUCCGUGGGCAGCAGGAAGGGCUUCUUGUACAACUGGACACCCCCGAGCACCCCCAGCUUCCGGGAGAGAUACUACCUGUCUGUCCUGCAGCAGCCGGCACAGCAAGCCUUGCUGCUGGACAGGCCGAGGGCCACCUCCAUUCUCAGCUGCCUGUCCGACGGUGACCUUCAGGGGCCUGGCCUGCGGAGCCGGAGUCAGGAGCUGCCUGAGAUGGACUCCUUUAGCUCCGAGGACCCCCGAGACACUGAGACCAGCACAACAGCAUCCGCCUCGGACGUGGGCUUCCUGCCCUUGGCCAUUGGCCCCAACACCUCCAUUGAAGAGGGGGCCCAGGAGGACCCCCCACCCCUGGGCCUCCUGCCAGAGGUGUUCCACCUGGCGGAAGGCUCAUUUGUGGAGCAGCCUGGGUGGAGAAAUUUGGGAGUAGAAAGCCUCGACCUGCCACGGGGCUCCCCCUUCUGCAACCACGUGAUCCCCGGAGGCCAGGAAGGCCACGAUGAAGCAGAAACCGAGGAUGGAGUGGAUGGGCCCGGGGUGCCCCUCGAGAGGCCCCUGCAGGAUGUCCUGGAUUUACUGAGGUCCACGGACCCUGCCCCGCCCCAGCUCCGGGAGCUGGAGUACCAGGUCCUCAGCUUCAGGGACCGGCUGAAGCCCCGCGGAGCCCGCCGGGAGCACGCGUCCGCCGAGAGCCUGAUGGAGUACAUCCUGGAGAGCUUCUCCUUCCUCAGCGCCCACAUCACCCCGCACGAGCUGGCCGUGUUUGGGGGCUCCCAGGGUCCCCGAAAGGACAAGACUCCACCUCCACCGCCAGCACUGAAAGCGUCGUCCAGGGAGCUCACGGCUGGUGCCCCAGAGCUGGACGUGCUGCUCACGAUUCACCUCCGAAUCUGCAAAGCGCUGCUGCAGAAACUGGACUCUCCUAACUUGUCGAAGAUGGUCCAGGAGUGCCUUCUGGAAGAAGCUGCACAGCAAAAACAGAUUCUGGAGACGCUUUCUGUGCUUGAUUUUGAGAAGGUCAGCAAGGCGACAUGCAUUGAAGAGAUCAUCCCACAGGCCACGCGGAGGAAGGGGUGCCUGAAGCUGUGGAGAGGCUGCACGGAGCCCGGCGCGGUCCUGUCCUGCCCUGGUACAGUGCUGCUGGACCAGCUCAAGAAGACGUUCCUGCACAGAGUCAGAGGGAAAUACCCGGGACAACUGGAAAUAGUGUGCCGCAGGCUCCUGGAGCAGGUGGUCAGCUGCGGCGGGCUGCUGCCCAGAGCCGAGCUCCCUGAAGAACAGACCAUCACCUGGUUCCAGUUUCACAGCUACCUGCGGAGGCAGAGUGUCUCCGACCUGGAGAAGCACUUCGCUCAGCUCACCAAGGAAGUAACACUCUUUGAGGAGCUGCAGUGCGUGGGCCAGGCCAAGACAGUCAGGAAGCUGAAGGGGAAGCAGCUGGGCCAGCUCCAGCCCCUGCCCCAGACGUUGAGGGCCUGGGCGCUGCUCCAGCUGGACGGGACCCCACGGGUGUGCAGGGCGGCCAGUGCUCGCUUGGCCAGCGCAGCCAAGAACAAGAGCUUUCGGGAAAAGGCUUUGCUCUUCUACACCAACACCCUGACCGAGAACGAUGCAAAACUCCAGGAAGCUGCGUGCGUGGCGCUAAAACAUCUCAGGGGCAUCGAAAGCAUUGAUCAGAUUGCCCGCCUGUGCCAGUCUGACGUGGAGGCCGUGCGAGCGGCAGCCCGGGAAACCACGCUGUCAUUUGGUGAAAAAGGACGCUUAGCUUUUGAGAAGAUGGACAAACUUUGCUCAGAACAAAGAGACGAAGCCUUUGGCCAGGAGGCAGAUGUUGAAAUCACAAUAUUUUAAAAAGCCUCAGCUAAUGAGCCCAAAUCCGGCACCUUUGUUUUUGCUGCUGCCCGGCCUCGACACAGGGAGGGCUUCGGGUGGAGGUACACGGUGCGCUCUCCUAAGAGCGUGAACUGGCCAGAGCUGCUCCCGGACUCUGGGCCAGUUACGAAGCCCCAGGGCACAAGUGGGACUUCUAUACGGGAGCAGAACAAGGGGCUGCACGGCACUUAGAGGGCUGCACUUCAGUCAAUCAGCCUUUGGCUUUGAGAAUCGGCCUGACCUUCCCCGGGGGCAGAGCCGGGUCAGUGCCAGCCAGCCACGUCACGAAGGGGCCGAGGCCAGGCAGGCGGAGGCCUGGAAUCAGCAGGUCAGCUGGCUCAGCACUUCUGGUUCACUAAAGACUGGGACUGAGGAGGCGAGCAGACCGAGCGUCCCUGCUGAGGACAGAACUCGAGUCGUUCCCACAGCAGCAGGUGUCACUGUGGGGAGGGCAGAGCCAGGGUUUCGACGGUUCGCCCCCUCAGCCCGAGCUGCAGCCCAAGCGCCACAGGGGAGCCGGCUGGCGGCCUGCUGACCGUGGGCCUUAUUUUCACUGUGGUUCAACAGCACAAAGGAAACAAGAACAUGCCGUCAGCCGAGAAGUCUUGAGUGCCAUUUGCUUUGACCUCACUCAUCAGAAUGGAAUCCAUUUUCUGAAGCAAGUCAACUUAGGGCUUAUUAAAUAAAUUGCUUCAGAAGCCAUAAGCUAGUUUGAAGAAAGAUUUUACUGAACAUCAUGUUUAAAGAAGGAAAAUUAAUUUCCUAUUUAAGUCUAUUAAAACACCCAGACGUGUCCUGGGCUGUUUCUGGGUUAAGAAUGUAGAGGUACCCUGGGGUCUGGAUGUGGUAUCAACAAUGGCAUUGGAAAGCUCUGUAACUUAAACAUGCUCAUUUACAUUUCCUGUAUAUAUUCUGUGCUUUUUGGUUUAACUCAGUAUUUAUUUGCCUUGUCCAUAUGUUGUUUUCUGAAAUUACAAUUAAAAUAACUUUUUAUUGGUGUUCCACUCUACCUGAAAAAAGUGGAGGGUAGUGGUUGUUUUCUGGAAUAUCCUGAGGGAAGAAGCCAUCCCUGCUGUCCCUCAGUGCUCUCUUUCCAACGUGACAUAGACGCA
This is a messenger RNA of Delphinapterus leucas (beluga whale), 4733 nucleotides long. Lineage: Eukaryota; Metazoa; Chordata; Mammalia; Artiodactyla; Monodontidae. The record is from RefSeq and is a predicted model, not a curated record.